AUGCCAGCCUCUAUGUCUCCUUCCAUAAGCAGCAACGGCAAGGAUGAAGACGGUGAACGCGAGGAUUGUCUUCAUGGCCUAGCUGAACUUCCCUAUCAUGAGCGUCUAACCCGCUUCUUGCGUGGUGCCACAAGACACUGGGUCGCAGGCGACAUCUCUGUCAUCGAUUUCCGGCCUUUAUACACCGUUACACUCUACGAUCUGCAGCGAAAGCUCGCUCAAGGGAUUCAAAAGGUCGAGGGGGGGAAUAUUACAGAUGAACAGUUGAGUCGCAUGCGAGGAACCUUGCAUGAGUAUACCAAUGCGCUCCGUGACUUCGAGUUUAUCCACGCCAACCGCUGGUCUACCCAAUUCGUGAAGGACAUCGCAGCGUCUCGUAUUGACAAUGGCAGCGGCUCCAAGCUCCAGAGCGCAUUAAUUUCGGACUUCAACCUCACCGUUCCGAGCACUCACCGCAGCCUGUUCCGCGAUGCGGAUCUCCUCGGAUCUUUCGACCCGAAGCUCAUGGAGCACAGCAAUGCCCUCGGACAAAGUCUAGGCACAACUCGCGCGCAUGCAUUCGCAAGUGAACAGCGAAGAGAACAGUUUGCUCUAGCGUGGAAACGAUUUGCUUCUGCGUUCGUUGGUGGCAUGAUCAUUGUUGUCCCGAUGCUGAUAUUGCUUGUGGGGGAUGUGAAGACGAAGACGUUGGCGGUCAUCCCGACGUCGAUACUGCUGUUUGCAGUUGGUGUAGCACUAUUUGCGAAGACGGAUCCAGUCAAUUUAUUGGCUGCGACGGCAGCCCCUUGUCCGAAUACAUCCGCUAGUCAUUCACCAACUAUCCUUACGAACCUUACUCAUCCUCAACCACUCUACCGCAGAGUGCAUCUCCGGCCUAGAUCCAUACCACAACCACUUCACACCCGCCAUUACCUCCCUCUGCACGACGGUCCUCCGCUCGAGAAACCUGACGAGAGAGCUUCUACCAGGGCUAAGCAUACUGAAGGUCUCGAGCUCAUAGGGAAGAAGAGCUGUCUCUGCGUGGACCUGCCGGCAAACGAAGAGGAGACUCAGAUAAUUCUGGAGCGUAUGUGGAAAGCGAAGUUCAGAGUGACGAAGCAACUCGAUGUCUUGGCCACAGUCCAGGGCGAAGGUCCAAAUCAUGUUGCGAAUUUCAGCUGGGAGACGUAG
This is a messenger RNA of Alternaria burnsii, 1170 nucleotides long. RefSeq lists its product as uncharacterized. Bases 1 to 1170 code for a protein of 389 amino acids. Lineage: Eukaryota; Fungi; Ascomycota; Dothideomycetes; Pleosporales; Pleosporaceae. The record is from RefSeq and is a predicted model, not a curated record. The transcript has 3 exons.